UUCGCGGGCAAAUUGCAUUAAGAGAACCCAGCUCCCCAGCUCGACCAAAAAAAAAUCAACAAUUCCGUUUUAUAGACCCUAGAUUUGAUUUUGUUUCAUUUAUAGACAACUGCUGAAUCAUUUAUCAUAUAAUUACAGAUUUACGGCAUGCCGGCAGGAGAAUUACAAAACGAAAACCCUCAAAUUAAGUCAAGCCAUUGCAUUCCAAAAAGAACGAAAAUUGCUGGACCUGAUGAAGUUAACUAUUACGCUGGAUUAGAUCCAAUCGAUGGAAUGGGCAUAGUGGAGUCCGCUGAAGAUUCUACUUCUGAACCAUUUGAUGCACAAGAAGUAUUUGAUCUACUAGCAUCGAUAAAUGAUCCCGAACAUCCCCUGACACUUGCACAAUUGUCGGUGGUAAAUUUGAAUGACAUUGAGGUCGUUGACAAUGGACGUGAUUCCUCGGUAACGGUUCACAUUACGCCAACGAUUCCUCAUUGUUCUAUGUGUACACUAAUUGGACUAUGCAUUCGAGUUCGUUUGCAACGUUGUCUUCCUCCGAGAUUCCGAGUUCAUGUCUAUGUAAAGAAGGGAACACAUGCCAGCGAAAACCAAGUCAAUAAGCAGCUUAACGAUAAGGAGCGUGUUGCUGCAGCUUGCGAAAACGAGCAAUUGCUCGGUGUUCUCAACGGAAUGAUGUCUUCUUGCGCUUAGUAUUCACUUCUCGGUUUUGUUUUGUUUGUUUUGUUUGUGAUGGAGUCCUUCAAUUCGUUAAGAGUUUGGGAAAAAUGAGAAAAGGGAUGGGGUGAGAUAAUAUAAUAAAAAGUUUUUUUUUCUGCGG
Schizosaccharomyces japonicus yFS275 is the source of this 820-nucleotide messenger RNA. Its product is annotated as sister chromatid cohesion protein. The transcript is spliced from 2 exons. NCBI's taxonomy places the organism in Eukaryota, Fungi, Ascomycota, Schizosaccharomycetes, Schizosaccharomycetales, Schizosaccharomycetaceae. Gene Ontology annotation, biological process: iron-sulfur cluster assembly; protein maturation. Gene Ontology annotation, cellular component: cytoplasm; cytosolic [4Fe-4S] assembly targeting complex. The record is from RefSeq and is a predicted model, not a curated record. The coding region runs from base 148 to 693 and encodes 181 amino acids.